GUGCAUAAUUUGUUCUUGCACAUUUUGCAAAAUAUACAUACUCCGCUGCAUUUAUUUUGCAUUUUAAUAGUAAUUUCUUUACGCUUGCUACAAAAAAAUCCUAACUUUCCCGUACCGGUAUAAAAAUCGCGUAUAUUUUCAGAGAAAAACAAUAACAUACAUGCACUAUAUAAGGAGAAUAAGGAAAUAAAUAUUUUGUUUUAUCCAAUGUUAUCUAAUUGCUUUUAAAAACGGCAUUGACACAAAUUUUCGUUGAAAAAUAAAUCUCGGAAAUAUAAUUAAAUAAACAUUUAAAACGUAAAAAAUUGUAUAAUUAAUUUUUGACGAGUAAGUCGAAAUUACAAAAUGAAUGUAAACAGUUAUUUGUCGCCCCGUAUGAUGGUGGGAGCAGCUAUCGUAGGCCUCGUUGGUGCUGCUGGAGUCUUUAUAUAUGAACAAGUUUAUGCCGAAAAGAGACGAGCGAUGCUUGUCAGCGAAGUUGCAAGGUUGGAUCGGCAAGUGGCUUCCAUGAGGACAGAGCUUGAAGCUCUUCGAGAGCUGCAGAAAGAGACACAUAUGCGUCGCGCGCGUCCCAAGCCGCGAGUCAAGCGUGAAGUGGCUCCGGCGGGCGACGCCACAGACUCGGAAUACUUCACGGAUUGCCAAUCCUUAAUAGGUACAGAUAUCGACAUGGACAGCGAAGAGUUCUACGACGUCCCUUCAGACGAAGAGGACACGCUCCGUGAGUCGCUGCGGAACGGGCACGUCGCGAAAGUUGACAAUGAGAAUACAACAAUAACCGACGACUCAAAAUCUUCGAAGGACAGCACGUAGCUGAGAGAAUAAAAAUUAUAGGUAUAAUAGACAAGGAUUAAUAUGGUGUUAGCCGGGAAGGGAAUAGAUGUAGAACUUUGGAUCAAAACGAUUACAUUAUUCGUGUUAUGGAUUUUAUAUCAAAGCAUAAUCUUCUCUCCAUAAUUUCAAGUUUAAAUACCUUGUAGCUAAUAGUGAAUUCAGACGGUAUACAAUAAAUGAGCCCGAAUAAACAUGAACCAUAAAUAUGAGCCAGAAGUUAUGUCACUUCGAUUGUGAGAAGUUGUAAUUGUGAAUUCGUUUAUUUUUGUAUGUUAAUAAUUUUAAACCUCAUUUGACUGAGUUUUUGGGCUAUUGUUUCCUGUGACAAAAGAAAAAUGUAUGUAUAUAUGUUAUGAAUUUAUAUGUAUGUUAAGGGGGUAGGUAUUGUGUCCCAUGGUGCAAGUUUUAGGAUUAUAUAAUUACAUUUUUUUAUAUGACAUCGAUCGGAAUUUUCGUCAUAUUUGGUUAAUUAUACUAGCUCACUUCCAUUUAUAUGUGUAUAUAUAUGAAUUUCAAAUCAUACAAAUAUAGUAUAUUAUAUGUUAUUGGCUAAUGUAAGCGACACAAUGGCUCUUUAAAAUUGAUUGUGAGUUUCCAUUCGAUACGCGAAGGUCCUUUUAUUGUAGAUCGAUGGUACUCGAACUUAACGUAACAUUUACUGUAGAAAAUUUGAGCUCAAUUAAUGGACAGACAAUGAAACAUUGAUUUAUGUAUACAUAUAUAUCUAUAUGGUAAAAUUUGGUUUUAUGUAGGGGGUAAUGGUAGAAAGUUACAUUAUACCUGCGUGCUAUAAUUUUAAUAAUUUUAUUUAUUAACAAAUUGAACGCAUCAGAAGCUGGGUCGGUUAGCUAGUGUAUAAACUGUGCAUGCUCAAAACUAGCUACCCGCCGCGUCUUCAUACGUGAACAACUUUCAGAUGGAACAAAUAUAUAGAGAAAAAAAAUCUUGAUAUUUCCGGUCAUGAAGAUUGAAAUUCUCGGCUUUUUUUCUAAUAUAAUAUGCAUUUAUUUUACAUAUAAAACUUCCUUGAAGCACUCUGUUUAUUUAAAACUGCAUUUAAGUUUGCCGCGUAGUUUAAAAGAUCUGAACGUACAGACGGGAAGCAACUUUGUUAUAUACUAUGCUGGGAUGAAUAAAUUUGGCGUUAUAAAUGUUUGCUGUACAUAUCUCUUUCUGUCUCCAUAGAUUCGACAUUUAAAAGAAAAAGACAGCAUUAUUUAACGAAUCUCUUCUAAACAUUUGUAGGUGUAACAAAUGUAUGUUUAAUAAAGAUUUUUCAAUCAUUAUGUAACAUAAAAUUUAGCUCUUUAAAGCUCAUAUAAACUCAACGUAAUGGAAUUAAUUAAUUUAUUUAUUCCAGUUUGAUUAUAUUUAUAACAAUGAUUAAAUCUAAACUCAUUGACAUGUUGACUUAACGAAAUUUCUUAACGAAGAUUUCUCUAGUCAACUGAUAUACAUUAAUUUGCACGAUAGGCAGACCUAGAAUAAUACCUGGAACACCCCCCCCCCCCACAUGAGCGACGACCUACCUAGUAUGAAUAUAUAACUGAAAUUUAAUAUACUUCUGAAUUUCCCACCAAUAUAUAAGUCAUUAGUUUUGUAGUUACAAUGAUAUUAACAUGAAAUGUAUAAUUAUUAUAUUUUUUAUAUAUAUUUUUUCGUAGUCUUCAAUUGUGUCGAAGCUAUUCGAUAUUAAAGUCGUUUAUUUUUUGUUUAUUUUGUAAUAGUAAAUCAUUGUUGUAAAAUAACGAUAUAAUGUUAUGUGAAGUAAAAAUACGCUAUAUUGAUUUUUGACCUUUAAUUGAAAAUAAGACAGUGAUUUGACUAAUUCAUAAUUUUAAUAUUUUAAUUUUUAUUCUUGGUAUAUUUUCUUGACGGGAACGUAUGUUUUUUGUAUAAAAGUUAUGUAUAAUACAGAUUCAACUAAUAUUCUGUUGUUUUUUAUUUCUGUUUGUUUGUAUAUUUAUGUAUAUAUUUGUUAUAAUUGUUGUGUAUAUGAAUGAUAAUUGCGUCGUUAGUGUCGUGACUUCAGUACAUGUCCUCAAUUUUAAUCGGAAGCGUCAUUCGCGCAAUUAAGGGCCGCUUAGAUUAGCUUACUUUAAAAAGUCGCUGGAUCGAUCUCGACCCCUUGGGCUUUUGUCAUGCCCGCUCCUAACCCAAGCUUUAAGCUUAAACGGACAUGACUAAAAAUAAAUUGUACACAAAUAAAAAGUUUUAAUAUUAAAAAUAGAUCUCUCUUUUACAU
Vanessa atalanta (red admiral) is the source of this 3079-nucleotide messenger RNA. RefSeq lists its product as uncharacterized. The coding region runs from base 346 to 813 and encodes 155 amino acids. The record is from RefSeq and is a predicted model, not a curated record. The transcript is spliced from 6 exons. NCBI's taxonomy places the organism in Eukaryota, Metazoa, Arthropoda, Insecta, Lepidoptera, Nymphalidae.